This is a messenger RNA of Acanthopagrus latus (yellowfin seabream), 5219 nucleotides long. RefSeq names its product acyl-CoA synthetase long chain family member 3b (gene acsl3b). Gene Ontology annotation, biological process: long-chain fatty acid metabolic process; long-chain fatty-acyl-CoA metabolic process; neuron differentiation. The coding region runs from base 324 to 2459 and encodes 711 amino acids. Gene Ontology annotation, cellular component: plasma membrane; lipid droplet; endoplasmic reticulum. Lineage: Eukaryota; Metazoa; Chordata; Actinopteri; Spariformes; Sparidae. Gene Ontology annotation, molecular function: long-chain fatty acid-CoA ligase activity. The transcript has 15 exons. The record is from RefSeq and is a predicted model, not a curated record.
AUGCUCAGAUUUACAAUUACAACGUCAGUCAAUUUUAGAUUUGUUUUGUGAUGUGCAAGCAGUUUGAAUUCAUACCCAAACGCGCUAUGUUGACAGACAGUGUUAUGAUAUGAUGUGGGAGCUGUGGACGGAAGGAUAAAUACCGUAGACUUGACUACCGCAGAGGCUCAGGCGUAGCGGGUGAGAAAAAGAGGUCCGGCUACAAAAAGGAACCUUUCCCUGCAACUUUCAGCCUCAGCAGGAGGUCAAAUAUACUUCAGAAUUGUAGAGUAUCACCGUGUUCUGGUUUGAUUUAAUCCCCCGCUCUGACUUCAUCCUCCAAGAUGAAGUUGAAGGAGGAUAUGAACCCCCUGCUGCUUCAGGUCUUCCGCUCCGUUGUCUGGGUCUACUCUGUCAUCACCUUCAUACCUUGGUACUUCUUCUCUGGAGCAGGCAGCAACUUGGAACGGGCUCGACGGAUCAAGGCACGCUCAGUUAGCGGUCACCCAGCGGGUCCUUACAGGGCUGUCAACAGUCAAUACAAGCUGGUGGCAUGGCUGCACCCUGGGGUGGACACCCUGGACAAAAUGUUUGAAUACGCUGCAGUGAGAUUUCCACUAAGAGACUGUCUUGGCACCAGAGAGGUGCUCAGCGAGGAGGAUGAGCUCCAGCCUAACGGCAAGGUCUUCAAGAAGGUUAUUCUAGGGAACUAUAACUGGCUGUCCUACGAGGAAGCUUACCACGCGUCCAAGUGUUUUGGCAGCGGUCUGGCAGCUCUCGGCCAGAAGCCUCAUUGCAACAUCGCCAUCUUCUGUGAAACCAGAGCCGAGUGGCUCGUGGCAGCACAAGCCUGCUUCAUGUACAAUUUUCCACUCGUGACCCUGUACGCCACUCUCGGACCGAUGGCCAUCGCCCACGGCCUGAACGAGACUGAGGUCACGCACAUCAUCACAAGCAAAGACCUGCUUCAAAGCCGUCUCAAGGCCAUUCUUUGUGACGUGCCGAGGCUGCAGUAUGUGAUUGUAGUGGACAGUAAACCGUCAAGCUGCCCAGACGUCCCCAGAGGCAUCAUGGUCUACAACAUGGACGCUGUGAAGGAGAUGGGAUCCAAACCUGACAAUGUAGCAGUAAACCGCAGACAGCCACAGGCUUCUGACAUCGCCGUCAUCAUGUACACCAGCGGCUCCACAGGCAUCCCCAAGGGUGUCAUGAUCUCCCAUGGCAACAUCAUGGCCGGGAUCACUGGCAUGGCUGAGAGAAUUCCUAACCUCAAUGAAACGGACACCUACAUAGGAUACCUGCCGUUGGCCCACGUUUUAGAGCUCAGCGCUGAGCUGGUGUGCAUCUCACAUGGCUGUCGCAUCGGCUACUCGUCCCCUCAGACGCUAGCAGACCAGUCCACCAAGAUAAAGAAGGGCAGUAAAGGUGAUACCAGUGUGCUGAAACCUACUCUCAUGGCUGCUGUGCCAGAGAUCAUGGAUCGAAUCUAUAAGAAUGUGAUGACCAAAGUGGAGGAGAUGAGCAAAUUCCAGAAGACGCUCUUUGUGCUGGCUUACAACUACAAGAUGGAGCAGAUCUCCAAAGGCUACAACACACCUCUCUGUGACAGUCUGGUGUUCAAACGGGUGCGUGCGCUCUUGGGAGGGAACACACGGGUGCUACUUUCCGGCGGCGCUCCGCUCUCAGCUGCCACACAGCGGUUCAUGAACAUCUGCCUGUGCUGCCCUGUGGGGCAGGGCUACGGCCUGACGGAGACCUGUGGAGCUGGCACCAUCAGUGAGAUGUGGGACUACAGCACAGGACGGGUCGGCGCUCCACUGGUGUGUUCUGAGAUCACACUGAAGGACUGGGAGGAGGGUGGUUACCACAGCACAGACAAGCCAAACCCACGGGGAGAGAUUCUGAUCGGCGGACCCAACGUAACGAUGGGUUACUUCAAGAGUGAAGGCAAAAACUGUGACGACUUUUUUGUGGAUGAGAGAGGGCAGCGAUGGUUCUGCACCGGAGACAUCGGAGAGUUCCACUCUGACGGAUGCCUCAAGAUCAUCGACCGCAAGAAGGACCUGGUGAAGUUGCAAGCAGGCGAGUACGUCUCUCUCGGAAAAGUGGAGGCUGUUCUGAAGAACUGCUCGCUCAUAGACAACAUCUGUGCCUACGCCAACAGUGACCAGUCAUAUGUGAUCAGCUUUGUGGUGCCGAACCACAAGCAGCUGAUGGCAGUGGCGGAGCAGAUGCAGGUGAGGGGCACAUGGGAGGAGAUCUGCAACAACUCCCAGAUGGAGAAAGAGGUCCUCCGCAUCAUUACUGAGGCUGCAAUCUCAGCAAAACUGGAGCGAUUCGAGAUCCCCAAGAAGAUCCGUCUGAGCGCCGAGCCCUGGACACCAGAGACCGGCUUGGUCACCGACGCCUUCAAACUGAAACGCAAGGAGCUCAAAACACACUACCAGGAAGACAUUGAGAGGAUGUACGGUGGAAAAUAACACAUAGACACACUCCAAACAACGCUGAAACACAUCCACAUAUAUACUUGCAUACAUACACUAGGAGCUCAGAAGCCACUACCAGGACUACUUGAAGAGGAGUUAUAAGAUACAGAUAACACACACAACACACAAAGCGUCUCAUGCACCUCCUCCUCGGCUUCCCCGCGACCAGCUUCGAUCAAAGGAUGGGGGAGAAAAACACACUCUUGAAUCCAGCUUAAUGCUCUCCGUCAAGACCAAAAGGCAGCAGGUCCCCCUCACAGACAACCGAGCCGCUCCCCUUUGAUGGAUCAAGCCCUGCAGGUUGCCACAGCAACCGAGGCAGCGCACAAAAUCGGACGUCUGCACUAGAAGUGGGAAUAAAAACAAACGUCAGGCUAGAUGUUUCUGGAUCGAUGUCAGCAGACCCUCUCUGUCGCUUCUCCUCCUCCUCCUCCUCCCCCCCUGCUCUCUGGAGCCCCCCACCACUUCAACAUGGUCUUGGACUGGUAGUGCGGAUACCUGGCAGGGAAGUGGGGGUAGAAUGAUAGAGGGAUCCCUCCUGGGCUUUAAGUAACAUUCAGGUUGCAAUCUAUGCAGGGAUCUCUUUAAUGAUUUUUCUUUUCUCCUUCUUUUUUUUUUUUUUUAAAUAUCUGUGUCGCUAUGUUUGCUUCAUGUUUGGUUUGUUGGCUUUUAAACCCACUUGAUGAGUGUCUUUUGUGUGUGUGGGGGGGGAAUCGGUGUCGCAAAGCCGCGAGAGAUUGUUGCGUUGUCGAAACUCCUUUUUCUUACUGUUACUUUCUGGGUGCAUUAUUGUGAGGGUUUGUUUCUGAGGUUCUAUAUCCUCCUGUUUUCUAUUGCCAAUUUGUUUAUGCUUCUUGUACUUUAACAAGCUUUGUUUACAAGCUUUUUUUUUCUUCUAUUAGUUUUUUUGUCUUUUUCUCCCCCCAUUUGUCCCAAAGUUUGUACAUUUUUCGAGUGUGUUUACUGUUUACGGACUAGACUAAUAGAGGCGAUCCAGUCUUCAGUCCCUUCUGCUCUCGGCGUCGGCAGUGGGGUCAAACAUUAAUUGUAAAAAAAAAAGGCAUCCAUUGGGAGAUUUUUCCAUCCUUGCUCUUUGCCCCCCAACUUACUCCAUAUCCCAGCAGCCCCUGGAUGCCUCCCUACCCAUGUCUUAUUGGUUAAUAUCUCGCUUCAUUAAAAUACUGUAGCCCUGCCACGCAUUCCUCCAGUCGUGACUAACGCACCGUAUGGAUGUCUCCAAGGGAACUUAGCCUAGCGUAGAAAUAGUUAGCCUUUUCAAUGGUUACUUUUUGGUGCAACUGUACAUGUUACUCUUUUUCGCUGUAGGUCUAGUUACUGUUACCUUUUUUUCUUUUCUUUAUUUUUUACUUAUUGAAUAUGAGAUACAAAAUGAAUGUGCAAUAUUUAUACACAAAUUUUAAAUUCCAGUUCAUAGGAAGGAAAAACGCGCGCACACAGCAGCCCCUCCAAUAGUGUAUGAAUGUUGAGGCUUGUUUACUGUCCACAUCCAGCAUAGGAAUAAAAAGAAGAGGAUGGUAGAGAGACACUGACAGGAGGUGUUAGAUGUAGCCCAUUUUGAACGUGCUGUGCUCAACAAUGUAAUGUUCUCUAAUAAAAGAAAAUCUAAUAUUUGGCAUUAUAGAAUUUGCAUUGCAUGAUGUGCAACUGUACCAAAGCACUUGAAUAUAUAUAUUUGAGAUAGAAUCGCACUCCAAGUCGAACGACUGAAGAAAUAAAAACGUCUUAUUUAUCAGUGAGAAUAUAUCGCAUAUUAAGUUCACCUGACCUCACAGGGUGCGGGUAACAUUUCUGUAAUAUCCAGAUUGGUUUAUGUGUAUGAUACUUUAUGUGCAGUGUAUAUAAGAAAAAAAGGGUCCACAGAGCAUCAGAUUCUGUCAACUGCCAUUUGUCUGAACUCAUGCUGUAUAUUAAGACAGAAGGCUUUCAGAUGGGUGAUCAUUCACUUGAGUUGCAUCAGAACGAGGAUCAGCCUUGUUUCAGUCUGUCUUUCUUCUCUUUAUCAAACAGUGUUUGGUCAGUGAUUCUCUGUGAGGGCGACAUCUGUCACACAUCUGCCCUCUUUGAAUACAUUAACUGAAGACAUUUAGCAUUAAUUAAAGCUACAGGUACUCUAACUACUUCUCUAAUUAUGUCUACUAGCUCAACACAGAAUGGUUAUUUUUAGCAUGUAAGAGUUUGACGAUCAUUCCUCCCGCCCUGUCUUUUUUUUCUAACGUGUCUCUCUCCUGACGUUAAGUAGCUUACUGUGCUGUUUGCUGCUUUCCCUCUGCCCGGCUAGAGGCAGCCAGUUGCCUUCUGACACACAUGAGCUGUCUUAAGAAUGUGAAGCGCUUCCCCGCGUUUUGUUUGAUAGCACACAUGCCGUGUCCUGCUACAAGUUUGUACAUCCGACGGCGAGGCGAUGACAGCAGGUGGUGCCGAGAUGAGUUCCACCACUCCUGUUGUUCUUUUUCGCUUGCAUUGUAAAUAAGUUGAGAAGGGGGGAAGGGGGGGUUCGAUGAUCAAAAUUAACUCAAACUACCAAUAAUUGUACAGGUGUAAAGUCUCAUGUCAACAUAUUUAAUAAUCUUUGUUACUGAUCUGUUUUGGGGGGGUCUUCUCCUCAUUUUUUUGUGUGGUUAAGUUGCCCUGCAAGCCGGGCUGUUGCAAGUGUAUCCUUCCUUUUUAUUUAUUUGUGAUUUGGCCUUGGAAACUAUGUAAUGAAAUAAAAAUAAAAAAAAGUUUGUGUUGUAA